Molecule: messenger RNA, 2198 nt
Organism: Petromyzon marinus (sea lamprey)
Lineage: Eukaryota; Metazoa; Chordata; Hyperoartia; Petromyzontiformes; Petromyzontidae
Source: RefSeq, a predicted model, not a curated record
GGAGGAUGUGGAGGUGAUCGGGCCUGCCGAUGACUGGUGCCAGGAGCGGAGAUCGGCCUCUGUGGAGGAGGCCCGUGAGAAUUGGUCUGAUGGAGCAACGGCACUCUGCGCAGCUCGGUACAAAAAAGAAACAAUGCGACCAGUGUGCAUACAGCACGGAUCAUACUGGAAGUUUGACUCAGCACAAGAGAACACACACAGGAGAUAAACCCUUCAAGUGCAGUGUGUGUGAGAAGGCAUUUGCAAAGUCAUCACAUCUUAAAAGACACCAGAGAACACACACAGGAGAGAAACCCUUCAAGUGCAGUGUGUGUGAGAAGGCAUUUGCAGAGUCAUCACAUCUUAAAAGACACCAGAGAAUACACACAGGAGAGAAAUCCUUCAAGUGCACUGUGUGUGAGAAGGCAUUUUCAAGUUCAUCUGAUCUUAAAAGACACCAGAGAACACACAAUGGAGAGAACCCCUUCAAGUGCACUGUGUGUGAGAAGGCAUUUGCACAGUUAUCAGGUCUUCAGAUCCACCAGCAAAGGCACACAGGAGAGAACCCCUUCAAGUGCACUGUGUGUGAGAAGGCAUUUGCAGAGUCAUCACAUCUUAAAAAACACCAGAGAACACACACAGGAGAGAACCCCUUUAAGCACACUGUGUGUGAGAAGACAUUUUCACAGUCGUCAGUUCUUCAGAGCCACCAGAGAACACACACAGGAGAGAAACCCUUCAAGUGCACUGUGUGUGGGAAGGUAUUUUCAAGUUCAUCUGAUCUUAAAAGACACCAGAGAACACACACUGGAGAGAACCCCUUCAAGUGCACUGUGUGUGAGAAGGCAUUUACACAGUCAUCAAUUCUCCGCAACCACCAGAGAAGGCACACAGGAGAGAAACCCUUCAAGUGCAGUGUGUGUGAGAAGGCAUUUGCAGAGUCAUCACAUCUUAAAAGACACCAGAGAACACACACAGGAGAGAAACCCUUCAAGUGCAGUGUGUGUGAAAAGGCAUUUGCAGAGUCAUCACAUCUUAAAAACCACCAGAGAACACACACAGGAGAUAAACCUUUCAAGUGCAGUGUGUGUGAGAAAGCAUUUGCAGAGUCAUCACAUCUUAAAAGCCACCAGAGAACACACACAGGAGAGAAACCCUUCAAGUGCACUGUGUGUGGGAGCGCAUUUGCACGGCCAUCGCAUCUUCACGAACACCAGAGAACACACACGGGAGAGAAACCCUUCAAGUGCAUUGUUUGUGAGAAGGCAUUUGCAAAGUCAGCAGUUCUUAAAAAACACCAGAGAACGCACACAGGAGAGAAACCCUUCAAGUGCACUGUGUGUGAGAAGGCAUUUGCACAGUUAUCAGGUCUUCAGAUCCACCAGAGAAGGCACACAGGAGAGAAAACCUUAAAGUGCACUGUGUUUGAGAAGGCAUUUACACGGUCAUCAGGUCUUCAGAUCCACCAAAGAAGGCACACAGGAGAGAAACCCUUCAAGUGCACUGUGUGUGGGAAGGAAUUUUCAAGUUCAUCUGAUCUUACAAAACACCAGAGAACACACACUGGAGAGAACCCCUUCAAGUGCACUUUGUGCGGGAAGGCGUUUGCACGGCCAUCACAUCUUCAAAGACACCAAAGGACACACAGUUAUCAGAAGAUCCCCAAGGAGCGGAGUCUGAAAUCGGCUUGUGAAAGUCAUAGUGCUGCAAUGAGCCCAUCCCUGCUGAAAAAAGAACCAGAAUUUAAUUCCAGCUUGGACGCAAUGAAAUGUAUCAAGGUGGAUUUUGAAGAGGCGAAGGUGAAAUGUGAAGAAGUGAUGGUGAAGAGCGAAGAAGUGAUGGUGAAAUGUGAAGAAGUGAUAGUGAAGAGCGAAGAAGUGAAGGUAAAAUGUGAAGAUGAAGAUUCAACUCCAAAAUUGGGAGACGCGCAGAGGGGAGAUUUUUCGGAUAAAAACAGCAACACAACACACAGUUCAGCUCGACAUGGGGAGCUCGACAAGGGACAGCUCGGCAAGAGACAGCUCUCUCAGAAGAGGGCGGCGAGCGGCAAGCUCCGGGUCGGGUUAUCGACAAAGAGCUCGGGGCAGGAGGGAGCGCGUGCGGCGCAGCUCCUCCAGCAGGGGAAGGAGCCUGCUGCUGUCAGCGGACGGGCAGCUAAGCCGACGCCCCGAGCGAGAGAGAGCAACGAAGCCGUUUGUAAGACACGCCCACCGUUGUAA